UAUGUUCCUUCCCUGAUGCCGCGAUACGUUCCAUCAAUAUUGAAUGACACGUUAUUUCUGGAUGUAGUGGUUCCUCGACACGAGGCUUACUCGAUGCAGGUUCCUUCUGCCAGUGGAAGUUGAAAAUAGAUUUGUCUCUCCGCUCAAUUAUCGCCCUGUUCCCCCACUCAAGUUUACCUACCGAAUAUUGACUCUGUCAGGUCGUCCAUCCAUGAAAGUGCGACUUCCAUUAUAUGUGCAUUGUUUGAUUCUUUUUCCUUAUGGAAUAAUGUGGUUCUGGCUAUCCAUCCUGUUGGUUGUAGAGUGGCUUGUUCGAGGGUGCCUUCCUCACUGGCGCUGCCCCUUUCAUCAACUGUUCCUCACGAAGUUGAAGUGCCAGCUAGCUCGGCAACUCGCUAUACCUACCACCUGUCAUCGUCUCAAAUUAGCUUUGUUUCCGUCUGCCGCUAUCAGGGAGUCACACGAACAUCUUGAUUUCGUCCAACAAGGAGAAACCCGCACAAAGGAGAUUCAAGAAGAGAUUAAAUUUUGCAAAUCCAUGCUCUGUCAGGUACGCAAGGAACGGUACAACAUACAGGCACAAGAGCUUGAAAUACACCGCAAAGUCGAGGCGUAUCUUCAGAAAGUAUCACAAUCACAAUCACUGCAAGCACACCUGAAAACGCUGGAGAAAGAUGUAGAGGACAUAACAUUCUACUCCCGCACACAAGCUAUUGCAAAUCGCACUGGAUACCGCGGGUUUUCUGACUGGGCAGAGAAAACAUCACGAACCCAUGAACAUCUUUUGUUGACUCUUGGGCAGGUUGCAUUUGUAGGUGCCAGCUUGACAUACGGCGCGAUCUUUGGGUCGUCAAGAGGCAACAUCGGGCUCAUGUGCUAUGCGUUUGCACUGUUCGACUGCGGUUUUAUUGUGCCAACCGUUGCCCUCACACUAUUAAAAUGGGCUUCACAGCGACCCAAAGAUGCAGUAUUCGCCUCCCCGCAACUGCCUGCUAUCGGCGCAGCAAUAUGCUUGCUCAAUAUCUCUCUCUUUAUUUUGCAUUUCUCAGUUGGCAAAAACGGUCAACCCACUGAUGCUCAGUUACAGUUCAACGUUGAGCCUACACCAGCUGGGAGCCUUGCUCUGGGAUGUAUUGGGCUUGCUGUAGUGGUCGUGGUACGAAACGGCUGGGAUGCAAUGAUCGAGGACUUUUUUGGUCGUAGGGAAAACUGCAAGGAAGGAUUGCAGGACUACGUUCCCGCAUGAGAGCAGUAUAAUCGCCCAUACUUCGAGUCAAGCUAUCACCCAUGUCUAUGUCCACGGCAUUUAUCAUUGAUUCAGAUCGUAGUAUUUACAUACAUCUGCAAUAUUAGAUGACUCA
This is a messenger RNA of Suillus discolor, 1361 nucleotides long. RefSeq lists its product as uncharacterized. Lineage: Eukaryota; Fungi; Basidiomycota; Agaricomycetes; Boletales; Suillaceae. The record is from RefSeq and is a predicted model, not a curated record. The coding region runs from base 212 to 1246 and encodes 344 amino acids. The transcript has 11 exons.